Microcebus murinus (gray mouse lemur) is the source of this 4280-nucleotide messenger RNA. It is a transcript of the gene SENP5, whose product is annotated as SUMO specific peptidase 5. Gene Ontology annotation, cellular component: nucleus. Lineage: Eukaryota; Metazoa; Chordata; Mammalia; Primates; Cheirogaleidae. Gene Ontology annotation, molecular function: deSUMOylase activity. The record is from RefSeq and is a predicted model, not a curated record. Gene Ontology annotation, biological process: protein desumoylation; proteolysis.
GUAAGUGAGCGCCGGCGUCGCGGCAGCAGCUCCAGAGGAAGCUCGGCGGCCGUGGCCGCUGCGGGCAGGCCGGACACCUCCUAGCUGGCGGGGCUUCCCCUAGAGCUGGCGAAGGCGGGGCCCCAGUGCCGGCUGCCGCAUCGCCUGGGCCGCCGGCGGGGCAGGUGCCACGAGCCAGGGACGUAGCUACAUCCAGAUCUCAUUAUGCAUCAGAAAAAUGAAAAAACAGAGGAAAAUUCUAUGGAGGAAAGGAAUCCACUUAGCUUUUUCUGAGAAAUGGAAUACUGGAUUUGGAGGCUUUAAGAAAUUUUAUUUUCACCAACACUUGUGCAUUCUGAAAGCUAAGUUGGGAAGGCCAAUUUCUUGGAGUAGACAAUUGAAACAUUUCCAUUGUAGAAAGAAGACCCUUCAGAUCCAGAAAACAUGGAUCCAGAAUGAACCUCUUUAUGCUAAGACCAAGUCCAAUGUUUCUACUCAGAAUGUUUGUACUUUGUCCUCUAAAGUAAAGAGAAAGGGCACUAAACACUUCAUUUCCUCCUCAAGGACUCUCCUGAAACUCCAAGCAGAGAAGUUUCUGUCAUCAGCAGAGAACUCUGACCAUGAAUACUGUAGAGAAAAAAGUCUCUUGGAGGCAGUUGCCGACUUUCCAGCAAAUAAUGUUUUAGGACAGGCCAAUGGUCCCAGACCUAGGACAGAGCUGCAAACUUCUGACUUUCCCAUGAAGUUCAAUGGGGAGAACCAAAGUCCAGGUGAGAGCGGCACGAUUGUGGUUACCUUGAGCAACCAUAAGAGAAAGCGCUUUUUUUAUGGCUGCUACCAGGGGCCAGAGCACCACAGGAAUGGGGGACCUCUGAUUCCAAAAAAGUUCCAACUUAACCAACAUAGAAGAAUAAAAGUAUCUCCUCUUAUGAUGUAUGAGAAAUUAUCCAUGAUUAGAUUUCGGUACAGGAUUCUCAGAUCCCAGCACUUCAGAACAAAGAGCAAAGUUUGUAAGCUAAGAAAAACCCAGCGAAGCUGGGUGCAGAAAGUCACUGGGGACCAUCGAGAGACACUUAGGGAGAACAGCGAGGGUGGCAGUUGCAGCCCAUUUCCUUCCCCAGAACCUAAAGACCCUUCUUGUCGGCAUCAGUCGUACUUUCCAGAUAUGGACAACAGUGCUGUGGUGAAGGGAAAGAACUCUCAUAAGCCUGAUAGCCACACUAAAGGAAGCCCUUUCUUGGACAAGGAGCUUAGUUUAGAUGAAGCAUUCCCUGACCAACAGAAUGGCAGUGCCACGUACACCUGGGACCAGUCACCCUGUUCUCCUAAGUGGGAGUGUACAGAGCUGAUUCAUGACAUCCCCAUAUCAGAACAUCAUUCUAGUAACAUGUUCAUCUCGGAAGCUGAGACUAUGACUCUGGGUCAGGAAAAUCGGACAAGUACUGUCAGUGAUGACAGAGUAAAACUGUCAGAGUCUGGAGCAGAUAAAUCUGUGAGUACUGUAAAUGGGCCUGUGUCUGAAGAGACUGUUCAAUAUGAGAACUCAUACCAGAUGGAGGAGGAUGGAUCUCUCAAGCAGAACAUUCUUAGUUCUAAGUUGCUGGAUCACCCUUACUGUAAAAGUCCGCUGGAGGCUCCCCUGGUGUGCAGUGGAUUCAAACCAGAAAAUCAAGUGGGAGGUGGAAAGAACUGUCAGAAAGCAUCUCCAGUGGAUGAUGAACAGCUGUCAAUCUGUCUUUCUGGAUUCCUAGAUGAGGUUAUGAAGAAGUAUGGCAGUUUGGUUCCACUCAGUGAAAAAGAUGUUCUUGGAAGAUUAAAAGAUGUCUUUAAUGAAGACUUUUCUAAUAGAAAACCAUUUAUUAAUAGGGAAAUAACAAACUAUCGGGCCAAACAUCAAAAAUGCAACUUCCGCAUCUUCUACAAUAAGCACAUGCUGGAUAUGGAUGACUUGGUGACCCUGGAUGGUCAGAAUUGGCUGAAUGACCAGGUCAUUAAUAUGUAUGGUGAGCUGAUAAUGGAUGCAGUUCCAGACAAAGUUCACUUCUUCAACAGCUUUUUUCAUAGACAGCUGGUAACCAAAGGAUAUAAUGGAGUAAAAAGAUGGACUAAAAAGGUGGAUUUGUUUAAAAAGAGUCUUCUGUUGAUUCCUAUUCACCUGGAAGUCCACUGGUCUCUCAUUACUGUGACACUCUCUAAUCGAAUUAUUUCAUUUUAUGAUUCCCAAGGCAUUCAUUUUAAGUUUUGUGUAGAGUGUAUUCCACAACAGAAAAAUGACAGUGACUGUGGAGUCUUUGUGCUCCAGUACUGCAAGUGCCUCGCCUUAGAGCAGCCUUUCCAGUUUUCACAAGAAGACAUGCCCCGAGUGCGGAAGAGGAUUUACAAGGAGCUGUGUGAGUGCCGGCUCAUGGACUGAAACUCAGCAGGGACUCUGAGAAGUCUGACCAAGUUGGAGCAGAUGGUUUGUUACUUGAAUCUCCAAACAGUUAUUUGAAUUUUUACAGAUAUUUCAGAUUAGUGGUGUUGGGCCACUAUUGUUACCUCAAAUUUAUUUUUUGCCCUUAUUCAUUUCUCCAGCUACCAUGUACUUUUGUUUAAUGUUCAGUUUGGUUUCAUUUUGAAUUUUAUGGAUUCUGUGCAUCCCCCCAUAUUUAAUAUUUAUUAUCCAAACGCAUGCAUAUAGACAGAGCAUGCAGUGAAGAGUAUUAAAAAAAGCUUAGUAGAUUUGGUGCAGCUUUUGACACUUAGUUAGACAUGAACUGAAUACAGGUUUCAAAUUUAAUCCCAGAACCUAAAAAUGCAAGAUGUUUUUGAUACAGCAUAACUCUGAGAAUAGUAGAUGUUCCCUGGGACAUAAAGGGUAGCUGGGAGUGGCUUUGAUAAAGCCAGUCCUGUUUUACAUUUACCAUCAAUACCUUUCACUGACUUCCCUCUCCAAGUGAGUCUUAGAGAGAGAUAUGCAUUCCUUUUGAAGGGUGAGAUGGGAGUGGCUGUAAACAGACGGGUGUGUUCUGUUCAUGGAGGCACACUUGUAAGCACAGCACCUGCUUUGGGAAUAGUUAAAGAAGAAAUGAAAGACAGCAACCUUGGGGGCCAAUUAUCUUAACAAAUAAGAGAUAUCAGUCGUGGUUUUAAGGAUUAUAAUACAUGGCUUACACCUCAUAAACAUUUUGCUGGGACACUGAAUUGUUUGGAUUUUUCUGGUUUUGACCUGUUAAAAUAUUUAACAUCCAUCAACCUCUAGUGGUCAGCCAAAUGAGAAUUCAGCCUUUCUAAGAGUAAUUUGCAAGUUGUAACUUCCCUUGUGUUGCCUCCCAUAUGGAAGAGAUUAAGAUUUACCAAAUUUCUCUUUCAAGGGUGUCUGAAAUUUAAACAUUCAAGGUCAAAGACUGACUUUAGGUCUUUUGCAGGGUGGAUGAGAAGAGGGAAGGUUAUAAAGACAACUUGAUUCCAUGGGAGUGCAGCAAAUAUAUUAGAGGUUUUUUUUUUUUUUUUUUCCUCUCUUCUUUGGUGAUCUCAGCAACAUGCAGGGCUCAUUUGGCUUCUGCAUGAGCAAUCCUGACACUCUAGCAUAGUUCUUUUUUUCCUUUCUAUUGAACCUCAUCUUCUGCAGGAAAGGGCAAAGUGGCCCUGUCCUUAUCCUUAGCUGUGUUAGGAUUAAAGUAAUGGAUCUUACAUCUUUAAUUUGGCCUUUUGUGACAUAUUUGAAAGGGAAAGUAAUAAGGAAAGUACAUGUUAAACCUACCCAAUCACCCUUUCUAAACAAGGGGAGGAAAAACAAAAAAAUCUAUGUGUGAGAAACUCAGAAACCUGUAUCGAAAAAUAUCAACUAAAUGGCAGAAGAUACUUGAAUUUAUUUAUGCCUGGUUGGGUUUGGCUUGUUGAAAAGAAAAAGCUACAAUGGUUAGUUUAACUUGGCUAUAAGAUAUGGCUGAGAAAAGGCUGACUGCCAGCAUUUGAGAGCUGAGUCAGACCAUGUUUACAUGUGGGGUUCCCAACACCAGUGUUGACACUGGGAAGCAGCCCCAGCACUUUCCUCUCCUGAGUCCUCCAGACUCAAACUCCUUAGUGUAAAACCAGGUCAGUAUUUCUUAUUGUGCUUCAAGUCAUUAAAAAGACUGAGAAUAGAGGCACUUUAUGCUGCUACAAGUAGGGUUGUGUCAGCAUUAGGAAAAAUACCAAUUAAAAGUGGGAAGAUGUUUCUUGAGGUUUUCAGACAUAAUUAUACAAAUGUGAGAUUUUUCAAAAUUUGUAUGCGAGACAUUUGCCUCUGAUUUUUUGGUGGGGAAGGUAAGCGGUGGUAU